Miscanthus lutarioriparius is the source of this 324-nucleotide messenger RNA. The record is from the annotation of a GenBank genome assembly. Lineage: Eukaryota; Viridiplantae; Streptophyta; Magnoliopsida; Poales; Poaceae.
AUGGGGGAGGUGAAGCACCUGUGCCUGGUGAAGUUCAAGGAGGGCGUCGUGGUGGAGGAUGUGCUCAAAGGCAUGACCGACCUCGUGGCUGGGAUGGACAUGGUGAAAUCUUUCGAGUGGGGCCAGGACGUGCUGAACCAGGAGAUGCUGACGCAGGGCUUCACCCACGUCUUCUCGCUGACCUUCGCCUCCGCCGACGACCUGGCCACCUACAUGGGCCACGACAGGCACGCCGCAUUCGCCGCCACCUUCAUGGCCGCGCUCGACAAGGUGGUCGUCAUCGACUUCCCCGUCGUCGUCGCCAAGCCGCCGCCGCCGCCAUGA